ACGAGGCCUCGGAUUGCGUGCUUUGUUGUUCAACUCGCGCUUUACUCUUCGUUUUUUUUUUUUCAAUCUGAAAUCAUACUUCUCGAAUCUUGUUUCUUUCUUCUUCGGAAAUCCACCCUAUAUCAGACUUGUCGGGACUCCGUUGCCCAUGUCUGAUACCCCUUGCACAGAAAAUCUCGCCAUGGACCCUCCUCCUGACGAAUUCCGCAACUGGCUGGCUCUGCCCCGGGACGUGACAGCGUCGAUCCUGAUGAGACUGGAGGUAUUCGAUAUCCUGACGAGCGCGCAGAUGGUGUGCACGCCGUGGCACAACCUCUGCAAGGACCCGUCGAUGUGGCGCGCCGUCCACAUGCGCGACUACGUCACCCGCUUUGAGUUCCCGUUCCGGCCGUACGACCUCGAGAAGAUGUGCCGCCACGCCGUCGAUCGCAGCUGCGGCCAGUUGGUCGAUAUCAACGUCGAGAACUUCGGCACCGACGAGCUCCUCAGGCACAUCGCUGACAGUUCAAGUCAGCUCAAACGCCUUCGACUUGUAAAAUGCUAUGGCAUUUCAGACAAGGGAUUGAGUGGAGUGGCUGCAAAACUUCCAUUGCUAGAGGAGCUUGACAUUUCGUACUCUUUAUUGUCAAAAAAUGCUCUUGAAGCUGUGGGCCGCUGUUGCCCUCUUUUGAAAUCACUCAAAUUUAACAAACUAGGGCAGAGGUACUAUGGAGCGUGUGAUGAAGAGGCACUUGCUAUUGCAGAGAACUUGCCUGAAUUGUGCCGCCUCCAGCUUUUUGGAAAUAAGCUGAGUAAUGACGGCUUACAGGCCAUCCUUGAUGGUUGUCCUCACCUUGAAUCACUUGACCUGCGCCAAUGUUUCAAUGUCACUUUGACAGGAAAUUUAGGAAGAAGAUGUGCUGAACAAAUUAAAGACUUGCGGCGUCCCCGUGAUUCCGUUGAUGACUAUGAAUUUGCUGCUUCUUUUGGAUUAUUCAACGAUAACUACGAUGAAAAUGAUACUUACAUGCUUCUUUGAAGCUUACGAUCACCCUGACUACUGAGAUUUUACGAUGGGGAUUUUUGUUUUCACUACGUAAAUCAAAUGACUCAACUCUUGUCUCCUAAUAUUUUGAAUGCAUUGAUUUCAUGUGCACCGUUAUAUAUAUUUUCAUUUGAAACGGAGAGAUU
Molecule: messenger RNA, 1170 nt
Organism: Alnus glutinosa
Lineage: Eukaryota; Viridiplantae; Streptophyta; Magnoliopsida; Fagales; Betulaceae
Product: putative F-box/LRR-repeat protein 23
Exons: 2
Coding region: 149-1018 (289 amino acids)
Molecular function (GO): protein binding
Source: RefSeq, a predicted model, not a curated record